Talaromyces amestolkiae is the source of this 1188-nucleotide messenger RNA. RefSeq lists its product as uncharacterized. Lineage: Eukaryota; Fungi; Ascomycota; Eurotiomycetes; Eurotiales; Trichocomaceae. Bases 1 to 1188 code for a protein of 395 amino acids. The transcript has a single exon. The record is from RefSeq and is a predicted model, not a curated record.
AUGUCAACUGUACGAUACUUUGACGAUAUCCCCCACAUCGGCCGAUUUGGCAUGCGCGAUGAUGACAAGGGGACUAGUUGGACGUUUUUCUACCGAAACGGUAUCCGAUUCACCAUCCAUGUGGACGAGAAAGAUGUUUCCGGGACAACCUUCCACUCGCUCUGGCGGCCUCUGCUAGGCGAGGAUUUGGGCAUGGGCAAAUCGAUAUUGCAUAAUUAUAACAAGUUCUUUGAAUUGAUUGUCUCCCAUUCCAUGAGCACGCUGCAGGAAAUAAGUCCCGUCAAACCACACUGGAUCACUUUGAGGGAUUACCUGCAUACUCCAGCAUAUCACUUGAAGCUUGUCGCUGACGAGAAAGGAACCGACGGCGUGCGGGCGGUGGUCAUCGAAGGCCCAGAAGUUGUAGCAGCGUACGAAUUACAACCUGCCGCUACGUUUAAAAAUAUGCCGCAAACCAUCCCGGAAUACCCAAGUAGCGACUUGACGGUGCUGGACAAGGAGGCAGAUUGGAGGCGUCCUCCACACAAGUUACGGACAACUGAUGGACUCAUCUGCUAUUUUAAAGGUCGCGAACAAAGUUCUACGAAUUUCGAGACUGGCGAGAUAAACAACAGUUCCUUGGACAGCAUAGAAGCUCAUCUUCGCUUAUUUAAAUACGGCCAAGAGAAGGGUGAUUCGUACGCUACUCGAAGGUCUAAAGUUCUGGGUAUCGUGACAGAUGUGGCUUCUGCAUCUGAAAACUCUGAUCCAGCUGACGAGCAGCAUAAUGCAGAAACAAACCAGGCUUUAGUAGCUGGUAUACUGUUAUCUUCUCCCACCAUUUCCUCCCACACCCAGUCGUUGGCGGAUGUCGUUGCACAGAGUGAAACAACGACAGCAGACUUCACUGAAAAAACUCAGCGAUGGAGGACUCAGAUUGAAGAUGAAGCUUCACGUCUACAUGAUCUAAAACUAUACUGGGGUGGGCGAGAAGACUGGUUUUAUAUCAACCAGUAUACAGUACUGAUUGACGCUGAAAGUGGCAAUGCAUAUCUAAGUCUAGAUACUGCUACUUUUCUUGAUGAUGAUGAUGCGACGAGCCAAGAUAAGCGCACAAAGCUUGCAAGAAUGGAUAACUCUGCGAUUGAAAACCUGUUUGAGAAGUGGCUACCAGGGGAGUUGUCUGGAAAGAGAAGUGAAGUCAGUUAG